This is a messenger RNA of Schizosaccharomyces cryophilus OY26, 1615 nucleotides long. Its product is annotated as decaprenyl diphosphate synthase subunit Dps1. Gene Ontology annotation, cellular component: transferase complex. Lineage: Eukaryota; Fungi; Ascomycota; Schizosaccharomycetes; Schizosaccharomycetales; Schizosaccharomycetaceae. Bases 497 to 1615 code for a protein of 372 amino acids. Gene Ontology annotation, biological process: isoprenoid biosynthetic process; ubiquinone biosynthetic process. Gene Ontology annotation, molecular function: prenyltransferase activity. The record is from RefSeq and is a predicted model, not a curated record. The transcript has 2 exons.
GAAGCCUUCCGGCCUUACUAACACAAUUAUCGUAAAGACCAUUCCAGGAACAUUCUUCUGCUCCUUUCAACGGCGCCAGCCCUUGGCGACUACGCAUUUCUGAUGAUUUUCUCAUCUCCUCUAUCACUUUACAGUAAUUAACAUACGCCAAGGUCCAAUCUUUGUUUCCUUCACAGAAUAAUGCUCUAGAAGCUAUAGGUAAUAUUCUAUCCAGAUCAGAACUCGCUUCCAUACUCCCAGCUUCUUCGUGACUCCAGAGUAGUUGCUAAGUGGAGAUUUAGGUCCUCCAGUGUUUUCGUUCUAAACCAGUGGUAGCAUUGCUACCUAAAUGUCCAACUGCUACAUACCUAUAGCGAACGAACAAGCAGGUGUAGCAGACUCGCUAAAAUAUACUCAAGUGCAUUUAAGAUUAUCUAAACGAAGUAUCGGAGCUCACACCAGUUUUGAAGAAACUGUGAGUUUUCCUCCUUGAAAACACACUCACUCUUUAAAAGAGAUGAAAUGCUUCACAAUGUCGACUUGGAGAAAUCCAGGUUUGGUAGUAUUCUCCAGGUCGAUGAGUAAGACUGCCAAUUUUACCGGACUCAUUGAAAAUGAACUCCAGCAAGUAUCCCCAGGAAUCCGAAAAUUACUUUCCUCAAGAUUUGAAGAACUUUCAAAAUGCUCUAGAUACUAUACCGUAGCACAAGGAAAGCAGAUGAGACCUUCAUUAGUCCUGCUGAUGUCUAAAGCAACGAGUUUAUGUAGUGGAAUUGACCAAUCUCUUGUUGGGUCAAGCUUUUUGGAAGAUGACGCUCCGGAAUAUAUUUCAACUGGACAAGUUCUACCUUCUCAGCUUCGACUAGCUCAGAUCACGGAAAUGAUACAUACUGCCAGUCUGUUGCACGACGAUGUAAUUGACCAUGCCAGUGUCCGUCGAGGACAUCCUUCCAGUAACGUAGCUUUUGGAAACCGAAGAUCUGUUUUGACAGGAAAUUUCAUUCUUGGAAGAGCGUCAACGGCGAUGGCUAGAUUACGAAACCCAAGAGUAACUGAGUUAUUCGCAACAGUCGUUGCUGACUUAGUUCGUGGUGAGUUUCUUCAGCUGAAAAAUACAGUCAAUACAAAUACCUUGGAGGCACAGGCUUUUCAUUUUGAUUAUUACAUCGAAAAAACGUAUCUGAAAACAGCAAGCCUUAUCUCGAAAAGCUGUCAAUCUGCUGCUAUCUUAGGUCAAUGCUCUCCUACUGUUAUACAAGCUGCUUCUGACUUUGGUCGAUAUGUUGGUACUGCGUUCCAAUUAAUGGACGAUGUUUUAGAUUAUACUUCCAAGGACGAAACUUUGGGAAAAGCUGCUAAUGCAGAUUUAAACCUAGGGCUCGCAACUGCUCCUGUAUUAUUUGCCUGGAAGCAAUAUCCGGAACUGGGAGCAAUGGUGAUUAAUCGCUUUAAUUGUCCUUCUGACGUGAAAAAAGCACGUGAGCUUGUUGAAAGUACAGACGGCAUACAAUCAACUGUUAAAUGGGCAAAAGAUUACAUAAAAAAAGCCCACGAAGUAAUUCAGUGUAUACCGGAUUCACCUGCCCGACAGGCUUUACAUGCUGUGGCAGAAAAAGUCGUUGCUCGAAACUAUUAA